Messenger RNA from Solanum tuberosum (potato), 692 nucleotides. Its product is annotated as TMV resistance protein N-like. Gene Ontology annotation, biological process: signal transduction. NCBI's taxonomy places the organism in Eukaryota, Viridiplantae, Streptophyta, Magnoliopsida, Solanales, Solanaceae. The coding region runs from base 70 to 573 and encodes 167 amino acids. The record is from RefSeq and is a predicted model, not a curated record. The transcript has a single exon.
UUCACAUCUCUAUUUAAUUAAUUAAGCAAAAAAUUGACUAAAAAUCUCUUUAAUUUAUUGUCAUCAAAUAUGAAUACUCAAUUUGUUGUAGGAGAAUCAUCUUCUUCUUCCAACUUAUCUUAUGAUGUGUUUCUCAGUUUCAGAGGUGAAGAUACUCGGAAAAACUUCACAGGUCAUCUUUAUUUCCGAUUGUGUCAAGUUGGAGUUAAUACUUUCAUAGAUGAUGAGGAAUUGAGAAAGGGAGACGUCAUUUCAAUUGAACUUGAGAAAGCAAUUGAACAGUCUAGGGUUGCCAUUGUUGUUUUCUCCAAAAAUUAUGCUUCCUCUAGUUGGUGUCUUGAUGAACUUGUCAAAAUUCUCGAUUGCAAAGAGAGGUUAAAUCAGGUAGUUUUGCCUAUUUUCUAUGAUGUUGAUCCUUCUCAAGUGCGAAGGCAAACUGGAUCCUUUGACGAAGCUUUGGCAAAACAUAAGGAACGAUUUGUUGGAGCUGAAAGAAUGGAAAAGUGGAAAGCUGCACUUACUGAAGCAGCAAAUUUAUCUGGAUGGGAUUUGAGAAAUGUUGCUGAUGGGUAAGACUUCUUAAUUCAACUAUUAAAUUUUGAAUUUAAGCGUUUGCCUAAGCUUAUAACUUGGUUAAUUUUGGAACAUUGUAAAGUCUUUCUAUAUUUCUUAAAUUUUGUGUCAAAUCAAAC